AUGCAAUCUGAAUCGUCAACAUGUAACAAUGCACAACAGGUGCUAACUUCUGUUUCACAUUUAGCAACUACAAUGCUUAACCCAAUGAGUUCUACAUCCACGACAGCAUUAUCUACUUUCCUGGCCGGCUUAGAAGCUCGUAAUCAUCAACCUAUACAACAGAUUCAAUUAAGUGGAUUACCUUUAUCUGCUGCAACAUCUUCGCUGUCUUGUUCAUAUUCUGACUCUUCAUCAGCCCACACUGCUAAAGACUCAUCGGCUCCCAGUUGUUCACAACUCAGAAUUCCACUUCAAGUUUCUGGCCUUCCCAUUUCCGAGAAUGGUUCAUUAUCAGUUGAACAAAAUGUUUACCCUGUUACAAAUAACGUUGCGAACUCUAUAUUAGGUGUUGUAAAAAGUGAUCCUGAUAUGUACACUCCUAAUGGGCAUACUUAUUCAUCUUUAGUAGAUGAAACUAAUCGAUUUCGAUCUUAUCCAACGUAUACUCAACAAUUAUCUCAUCAUUUACCUCAUGGUACAACUGUACGACAGUCUGUUCUAGCUGCCGCUUCUACAACAUCAAUUAAUUCUUUCUUCCAACAAGAAUCUUCAAAUUCUUUAUUAUUAAAUCAAACGUGUUCUGUACCAAGUAAUGUCACGUCAAAUAAUACGACCACUGCUACUAUUACUACUACUACUAAUAAUAAUAAUAACAAUGGAGAGGAAUCACUAACAAAUGGACAUUUUCAGUCACCAAUGUCACAUUCAAAUGUUUCAGCAACCAAUACAUUUACUACUUCAUUAGCACCUAAUUCAGAUAAAACUCCACAGUUGCCAUCAUCAUCUAAGUCUAACACUUCAAUAGAUGAAUGUCGUAGAAAUUCAGUAACAAACACAAUGUUAAAUACAUCCAGCAAUCGGUCAGAACAAGUCAAGGGCUCUACAACCUAUCUAGAACAUUUAAAUCCAGAAUCCAAAGAUAUACGACGUCGUGUCAGCCAUAAUGAAGUUGAACGUCGACGUCGAGAUAGAAUUAAUACGUGGAUAAGUGAAUUGUAUAAAUUAUUACCACCGGAUGAGCAAACUAAAUCACAAUAUCAGAGUAAAGGUAUUGUAUUAAAACGUGUCUGUGAAUAUUUUCAAAAUGUGGAUAGUAUGCUGAAAGCAGCUAAUUCAGCAGUUGAACAAAUUCGUGUAGAGAAUAGUAUCCUACGUCAACGAGUGCAUGAAUUACAACAAGAAAAUCAAUUAUUAUCAGCUUCUUUACAAUUAGGCGCUGUAGCUGCUGCUGCUCAUCUUAAAAAUAGACAACCUCGACCUGGUUCAUCAUUAUCAUCGGUCAAUAUGAAUACUGCUAAUGAAGGAAACACUAUUACUACUAAUAAUAAUAAUGGAACAGUAUCAGGAGGUGGGGUUGUAUCAACAUUAGCUAAUAGUGAAAAUUGUACAAUAUUAAAAGAUCCCAUAGAAUUUACAGAUUAUCAAUCUCCACUUACUGUAUUCACAUUAGAUACUCCGAAUAAUAGUAAUCAUAAUAAUAGUAACAAUCAUAGUGUAAAUUUCAAUCAAACUAAUUCUAAUUGUAUAACUCCUACAAGUUCACUUAAUAAUAAUCCAUGUUUUACAACAUCAUUAGCAUCGAUCAAUUCUAUUGGUGGAUUUAAUGUUUCUCAAACAAUGUCACCGACGAAUACAUCGUCAACUUCAGAAAUAAUGAAUCAAGUAUUAUGUCCUUUAACUUUACCAAGUUUAGACCAUAUCACUAUGCAGCAUACAGAUACUACUACCAUUAAUACUACUACUAAUAAUAAUCGAGUAUCCUGAGAUUCGUAUACAUACACAUACUCAUGUCCUCUUCCUUCCUAGUCUCUGUUUUCGAUAUAAAAUCUACAUAGUUGACUAACUAUAUAUACAUAUAAAUUAGUUCCCUUUUUGAAAAAAUUAGCUUGCAAUUCUUUUCAGAAUUCACCUUCUGACAAUUAUCUUCAUUCAUUUAAUGAACAGAGAAAGAAAGAAACUUAAUUGUUCAGCACAAUUUCUUUCAGAAUGUCAACAUAAAACUUAUUACAUUCCUUUUCUUCUACACAUAUGGUUUAUUUAUCUUGUUGAUGAGAUGAAAAUGGCAGUACGUAUUUUGUUGUCGUUUUUGUAGUUGUAGUCGGACAAGGCACUUCUUUCCACUAUUCAUCCUCAUCAACAUUUUAAUGAUAAUAAAGAUCUAAUCAUUUCUGUAUCUUGACACUUAUGUUUUUUCUCUUCUUCAACACUUCAUUGCAACUGAAUUUCAUAUGCUUUCUAACUUCACUUAUAUUAUUUAUUUGCCUUUCUUGUUGAUCUAAUCAUUAUCAUAAUAAUAAUAAUAAUAAUAUGUACCUGAUAACUUACACUACCUUCAUCAUUAAGCCGACAAUAAUGACUGCUAUUACUACUGAUAUAAUAUUUGACUUUUUCAAUUCUUAUUGCCUAUUUUCUUGUCAAUUCUUCUGAGAAGGAGAACAAGAUCCAUUUAUUUAUUCAGUCAUUCGGAUGAAAUUUAUGACAGAUUUGCAAAUAUUCAUUAUAAUAGGCGUAUAUUCUUCAUUCUCUGUUUUAGGAUUCAGUAAUAUUUUAUGACUGAUAUUUUCUCGUUGAUAAUAUGAUCGUUCAUUGUGUCUUGUUCUUUUUGCACAAUGCAUAUACCUAUAUAUAUAUAUACACUCAUGUGUAUUGUAUAAUUCAUUUGUCACACCACGUGUAUGUGUGUGUGUGUGUGAUUAGGGCAAAAAUAAAGUUGGAUUUCUUUUUGUUUAACCAUUUUUCUUUCACCUGGUGAUUUCUCAUUUUCUUUUUUGUGCGUACAAAGUGUUUUGACUGCUACUACUAUUAUUACUAUGAUCAUUAUUCUCACUGAUGGUUAUUCUUUCGUUUUUUUGUUUAGAAAAAUAUAUUUCUCGUAUAUUCUUUUUAUUCUCAUCAUUGUGUUUAUCUGUGAUAGUGAUGCUUUAAUUAAAAAUUGUUGAAAACUAGACGACGGUAAAUCACUCUCAUGACUGUCGUCAUUAUAACCAUUCAGUUAAGUAAAAAAAAAUACAACCUGGUUUAUGUAACUUUUCUAAUGUUUAACACAACCUACAUCCAUAUUCACACAUGAAGUGGAAAUUUAUCUAUAAGUACAUAUCUAUGUUGUGUUAUAUGUUCGUCAUCACUACUACUACGACUACUACUAUCACCACUAUGUAUUGUUUACUUCCAUCUACUCACAACAGUUUUCAUCUAAUAAUAAUAAUUCUUUCUUAUCACCCAUCUAUUCAUAUAUUGCGCCUGUUUCUUUGUCCUAUCUCUUUUUGCCUGUUUAAAGUUUAUCAUUUGUAAUUUAUUAUUAUGUAGUUUUCUUUUCUAUGUCUUUCACAAUGACACACACAUCCUACUAAAACAAACUGGUGUCGAUUCAUCUUUUAACUAUUGCAAAAUUGUAUCACAUUUUGUUCUGUUCUGUCCAUUAGGUAAUUUCAUCACUUUUAACAUGAUUGUACUUUUUUGUUGUUGCACAGAUUAGGGUUCUUUAUCCACUCCCACCCUCCUACUAACAAAUUUUGUGUUACUUCUGAUUGUAUGUUAAAAUGCUGUGUUUUCAUUGCCCAGUAUCUAUGAUAAUACUAUCUGUCGUGCUUUCUGAGUCAAAAGCAAUUUUUAGUUGCUAUGCGAGAUGACGAUUUUCUCUUGUCUUUGUGUUUCUUCUCGAUUUGCUUGUUUCUUGAUGUAAAUGAGAUAUUAGCCUUAGUGGGGAAAAGUUUUUUUUUUAAGAAAAAAAAAACAAACAUUAAAGAAGGAUUGCAUAUAUAUACAUAAUAAUUGAGAAUUAGUUGUCAAUCAAUAAUUCAACUGGUACUCAAAUGAAAAAAGACUCAUAAAUAUUGUCAUUUUUCAUUUGAGGUUGUAUUCAUACAGCUGGGUUAGUGUAGUUUUUUUUAAAAUUUUGAUUGCAUAUUCAAUGUUUUGUUGUAUUUCUUCCAUAAUGCUUUAUUCUUUCACAGAGAUGAUCAUUUUUGUUUCAUGUUCAUUAGUUUUUGAGAUUGAUUUAAUUGAAUGUAGUUGGUUGUUGAUUUGUUUCUUCUUUCUUUCUUUAUUAUUAUUAUUAUUAUUAUUUUCAAGUGGGAAAAAACUCCAGAGAAAACUGGUUUUUAGCUCAUCUCAUAAUCAAAUGAAACGUGAAGAUGAAUGUUCAUCCAAGUUUUGUUCUUUUAAUCGUUUAUUCGUAAUAGUACAGCACAAUAUAUCUAUACAUAUAUAUGUGUGUGUGUGCGUGCGCCAAGUGAUUAGUUAGUUAAAAAGCUACCUAACUGUUUCAUGUUUUUUUUUAAUUUUUCGCUCUCUUGGAUAUAAUAUGUAUUUGUUGUUCGAUUGUUUAUUCGCUGGUAUCUCUUUCCUAUAUAGAAAAGAAUAUGAGUAAUAAUUCAAUGCCAUUGUGAAUUGUUUUUGGAUUUCAUACAUGAAUUCUCAUCAGCAGGGGGUAUCUUCUCUAUGUCUCUCUCAUAUCUUCAAUUGAUUUACAAUAUGUUUGUGAAAAAACUGAUUAUCUAUAAUACACUUUUAGUGUUUAGCAUAAGAUCAAAUGCUUCUGUUAUAAACAGAUUUUUUUUCUCUUCAAAACUUAGAUGUAGGAGAUAAUAUGGAUAACUAUGUAUACUGGUUUCUCGGUUUAAACAAUAGCAACAAAAAAACAUGUUUUCAUUGAUUAUAUCAUUAUGGUUGAGCACGUAUGAAAUGUUUUUCUCUUCAAGAUUACAGUUCUUGUUUUUUUUAAAAAAAAUGAAUUUUCACUUCACUUUUUAUAUGAAAUUGAAAUGAACAUCAGUCAGAUAAACCGCUAAUAUCAUAUUUUAAUAAUGACCGAGAUUACAUAAUCUUUGGAACGUAUCAUUAAGAUUUAGUUCUUUCGUAAUCUGAAUGAGAUUAUAUAUUAGAUGGUGGUUGGAGGUAGUCAACAGGAAACCCUGGACCCGGGUUUCGUGCUACUUGGCACUCGUCAGCAAGGUGUACCUGUAAUCUUGAGGGAACUGGUGCUCCCUGGCGGAUUCGAUC
Molecule: messenger RNA, 5040 nt
Organism: Schistosoma mattheei
Lineage: Eukaryota; Metazoa; Platyhelminthes; Trematoda; Strigeidida; Schistosomatidae
Source: the annotation of a GenBank genome assembly